Acyrthosiphon pisum (pea aphid) is the source of this 837-nucleotide messenger RNA. RefSeq lists its product as uncharacterized. Bases 333 to 746 code for a protein of 137 amino acids. The transcript has 3 exons. NCBI's taxonomy places the organism in Eukaryota, Metazoa, Arthropoda, Insecta, Hemiptera, Aphididae. The record is from RefSeq and is a predicted model, not a curated record.
GUAAUAUUGUUUUUUUUUUUCAUUUUAUUUGGACACAUAAUAAAAUAACAUGUCGUUUUAUUCCUUGUACAAGCCUUGUCAACCCCCUAGUCGAAAUUCAUGAAUAGUAGAGGUGGCUGUGAGGAUCGGGCAGUAUAAUACAAUAACCCAAGGGUGUGUAUCCAGCGCCAUGAACAAGAUUAAAAUGGGAAUCGGUACCGAUCCCAGAGUUAAUCAUUGCGAUCACCUGGUGUGUCCAAACUAAGGUACGUGUAAACAUAAUAAUGUAAGGGUUAUAAGGUCUAUAAAUACACGUAGCUCCCAAGGAAAGAUGGACAUUCGAACUGGACGUCAUGGAGCUCAUGGAUGCAAGAACUAAGUUAUACUUAAUAAGUGUCGCCUAUUUUGUACAGCUUAUAAAUGGCGAUGCAAGAAUCUCAAGAGCCGAUAUCAGUGCAGUUUUGGGUGAAAACGAUGAUCCUAAUUUUUGGCCUUCACGAGGUCGAAGAAAUAGUCCGGAACCAAAAUUCAAACAAUACUUGGAGAGGAAAUACAACAUGAAUACUUUAAAUGGAAAUUUACAAAAGCCACUUUACGUCGAUGAACCAAUGUGGCUAACAAUUGAUAGAAGAGCUGAGGGAGAUGAUGACUAUUUCUGGGUUACAAGAGGACGAAGGGGAAAUAGUUGGAAGCAUCCGACAUCUGCAAGACUAUCAACAAAUUCAAAUUAUAAUUAUAGAGACGAGCCUGAUAACAAAAUUAAGUAAAAACUCGUUGUUACUAUUUGAAUAUAAAUUAUCAUGUAGUGAUUUAUAAUUUCUAUAGUAAAUUAAAAUAAAAUGUUUAUUGGUUUAUUAA